AUGGUGAAGGGGGGAGGGGAGGGAAUCCAACUACUGGGUGAUCUAAGCCCAUCCAUUGGGGCAGAAGGUAACCAGCACCGACAAGCAGCCAGCCGGUCCGGCGCCAACACAGCAGCGCCAGCCACAGCCCCGUCCGGUCACACUGGGGCUGAAGGCAUGUCGGAGGAGGACCUGCAAGACAAAGCUCUGGGCGUGGCCAAACACGUGCUGGGCGGGAAGACGGAGCUGGAGCGCGAGGCCGUGCUGCAGCAACACCUGGGCAGCCGGGCCAUGGGGGACAUGGUCAUCGAGACCUUCGAGCCCGGCCCAGAUAAAGGAGGAGGUGGAGACCCUGGCGGUUCAUCAGCAGAUCAGGACGGAGAACCUCAGGAAGUUCUGGAGGGAACCGAAGCUCCACAGGAUGCCGCCGAGGCGCCCGGCUCGCCCUCCAAGCAGCUGCUGGACCAGAUGUCCUUCUUCAGCGGGAACCCGUCGGUGGAGAUCGUGCACGGCAUCAUGCACCUGUACAAGACCAACAAGAUGACGUCCCUGACGGAGGCCGUGCGGCGCAGCGCCAUGGUGUGCAUCCUCAGCGUUCCCGCCACCAUGACCAGCCACGACCUCAUGAAGCUGCUGGCGCCCUUCAACGACGUGACGGAGCACAUGAAGAUCAUCCGGGACUCCACCCCCAACCAGUACAUGGUGCUGCUCAAGUUCUGCUCGCAGGCCGAUGCAGACAGCUUCUACACGGCGUGUAACGGCCGUCCGUUUAACUCCAUCGAGGACGCCGUGUGUCAGAUGGUUUACGUGGAGCGAGCCGAGGUCAUAAAGUCUGAAGAGGGCGCCAGCCUGCCGGUGAUGGAGCUCACCGAGCUCCCGAAGUGCACCGUGUGUCUGGAGCGGAUGGACGAGUCGGUGAAUGGCAUCUUGACCACGCUGUGUAACCACAGCUUCCACAGCCAGUGUCUGCAGCGCUGGGACGACGCCACGUGUCCGGUGUGUCGGUACUGUCAGACUCCAGAACCCGUGGAGGAGAACAAAUGCUUCGAGUGCGGCGUGCAGGAGAACCUGUGGAUUUGUCUGAUCUGCGGUCACAUCGGCUGCGGCCGCUACGUCAGCCGCCACGCCCACAAGCACUUUGAGGAGACACAGCACACGUACGCCAUGCAGCUCACCAACCACCGCGUGUGGGACUACGCCGGAGAUAACUACGUCCAUCGCCUGGUGGCCAGUAAGACCGACGGGAAGAUGGUCCAGUACGAGUGUGAAGGAGACACCUGCCACGCCGAGAAGAUCGACGCGCUGCAGCUGGAGUACUCGUACCUGCUGACCAGUCAGCUGGAGUCCCAGAGGAUCUACUGGGAGAACAAGAUCGUUCACCUGGAGAAGGAGACCACGGAGGAGAUGAACAACAUGAAGGUUAAAUUCAAGGAGACUCUGGAGCGCUGCGACAACCUGGAGCGGCGGAGCGGAGAAAUAGGCAAAGAGAAGCAGGCCAUGGAGAAGAAGUGCACUCAGCUGCACACUCGAGUGGUGAAGCUGAGCCAAGAGCUGAAGGAGGAGCAGGAGAUGAACCGCUGCCUGAGAGCCAAUCAGACGCAGCUGCAGUCACAGCUGGCGGAGGAGGAGCGCAAAGCAAAGGAGACUGGCGAGCGUAAGGACGGCGCCAUCGGGGAGCUGCAGGAGCAGCUGAGGGACGUCAUGUUCUACCUGGAGGCGCAGCAGCACAUCGAGCACCUCCCCCCGGAGGCCCGCAGCGAGAUCCAGGAGGGCCAGAUCAACAUCGGGGCCGGCCCGGCAGACGGCGCCGCGGCAGGCCACGCCUCCUCCCCCCCCUUUUCUGGCAGAGGGAGGAGGGGCCGGGGCAGGAAGAGGAGGUAACCUCCUCCUCCAUCAGACGUUGGUGUUACCAGAAGAAACUUCAUGACAUACGAACAGAAACACCAGAGUACCAUGUGGAGUACUUUCUCCUGAAGCCGGAAGAUGAACAUUUGUUUGUUUUUGUUUUCUUAAAUCCGGUGAAAUGCAGAAAUUAUUUUCUUUCUUUUUUCCAAAAAUUUUCUCCAAAAGAAGUGAAUUUGACUUGUUUUAUGUUUUCGUACCACGAGUUCUCCUCAUGAUAAGAAUUAUGAUUUAGAUUGAGGAGCAUAUUUAUCAUCAGUACUUCAACUUGAGUAUCGUGGUACUUGUACAUAACUUGAGUAUCGUGGUACUUGUACAUAACUUGAGUAUUUCGAUGCUACAUUGUAGUUUUACUCCUCCAGGUUUAAGUAAAAAAAGUUUUGACUUUGUAACUUUACAGGUUAAUAUGUUAGUCAACGCCUGUUAGCUUAGCAUAAAGACUUGUUCUCAUGCUACAUGCUAAGCUAACUGUUGGCGUAGCUUCAGAUCACAAUGUGUGUGUGUGUGUGUGUGUGUGUGUGUGUGUGUGUGUGUGUGUGUGUGUGUGUGUGUGUGUGUGUGUGUGUGUGCGUGUGUGCGUGUGUGCGUGUGUGUGUGUGUGUGUGUGUGUGUGCUGCAUAAAAAAUAAAAAGGUCCUUUAAAAAGUUUAGUUUCUGUUGGUCACAGCUCGAUGUCUGAUUGGCUGCUGCAGAAGCACAACUGCCCCUCCUCUUCCUCAUCGCCCUCCUUUCUCCUCUUCCUCUUCACAACCCUAACAGUUUACUCACAGCAGCCCGUUGAACAGAAACUGUGAAUGCUUCCUCUUCCUCUCCUCUUCCUCCCCUCCUCACACCGUCGUCAUGUGUGUCUCUUCAGCUCAGCUUGGUUGCCAUGGACACCAGUAGCCGUCCAGGUGGAGGUGUUGUCCGCGUAGUGAGGAAAUGAUAUGUAUGCAAACUGCUUUUGCAUUUCUAUUUACGCCACAAACAGCUGAAACUAGGAGUCACGGUUACUAUCCACGUAUUUUAUUAUCCACAUAUCACGCAAUAAAUCAGUUUCCCAAAUAUAUAUAAAUUAAUGUAUAUGUAUUCAUUUAUAUAUAUAUUAAUUUAUAUAGAUAUAUGUGUAUAUAUAUAUUUAUGUAUAGAUAUAUAUGUGUGUUUUAAUAUUUAUAUUUAUACAUGCUACACCUCAGAUGUCUGAUUGUUAUCUCUGGUGCCUGAACGCGCCUGGAGAAGUUUUAAUUGUGUUUAAACAUUUUAUUUAGUGUUUUAUGUUUUGCUCAUUCUGCUGUAAGUGAAAUAAAAUAUCAAGACUGAAAUACUGA
Molecule: messenger RNA, 3187 nt
Organism: Pseudoliparis swirei
Lineage: Eukaryota; Metazoa; Chordata; Actinopteri; Perciformes; Liparidae
Gene: brap
Product: BRCA1 associated protein
Exons: 14
Coding region: 1-1860 (619 amino acids)
Biological process (GO): Ras protein signal transduction; protein ubiquitination
Cellular component (GO): cytoplasm
Molecular function (GO): nucleic acid binding; ubiquitin protein ligase activity; zinc ion binding
Source: RefSeq, a predicted model, not a curated record